AUGGAUUCAUACGCCGAGGAAGGCAUGUCGAGGUUCUACAUGGAGGACGAAGCCGUACAUGGCUCAGAAAUGGACGACGGGAUGAAAACUUCAGGUCAGAGAAACGACGACUACGAGGGUGCCCAUUAUGACAAUGCAGGUUACGAACAAGGGGAGCAAGAAGGGGCCACCUACCAAGAGGAAUACACAUCACACGUUCAGAACAAUGCAGAGGAAGGAGCAGUGGGUGCAGGUGAUUACUCAUAUGAAGGGAACUACAGCAAUAACCUGAACAAGGACCUCUUGAGCAACGCACCAAGUAAAAAAAAAAAAAGCAAGUACGAAUCAAUAUUUGGUAGGAGCAAGGGGGACAAGGAUAAAAAAAACGCAGGAGAAGAAAACACCCCCUAUUGUUCUUUUAACAAUUUCGAGGAGGGAGUAGGCGGAGGUGUCAGCCAAGAGGAUCCAAGUGGGGAUAUGCGUUUUAACGGGGGUGCAUAUGGCAACCAGGGCCACGAUGAGGAAGGAGGAGACAAUGCAGGAUGGAGCCAUCACCCUGACCAGGGAGAUUACGAGCAGGAGGACGAAGCCCCUUUCAACCAAGAGCAGCUGAAAAAAAUGGACAAGAAAAAAAAAAAAUUAAUGGAAAAGGGGAAGAAGAAAAAGAAAGAAAAUGUCGAUGAUAAGAAAUUCAGUGAAGUGUACAAUUCGAUAUAUGAAAAUUUAAAAAAAAAAAAAGGAUCCAAAAAAGGAGGAGAAGACCAUUAUGGAAGCAAAAAUGAUUUUUAUGAAAUUAAUUAUGCAUCAUCAGAUCAGGUGAACUCCACGUCUAGUGUAGAUGAUGACUCUUUAUUCAGUGACGACGUGUUGAAAAAGUAUAUUAUUGGACAAGUGCUAAAUAUUAUUAGGACCUCUUUCCAUUGGGCCAUCACCUCUUUUAUGCUAUUCACUAUGUUCGAACACUUCUCCGUAUUUUACGUAUACAGAAUGGUAUCCUUUUUAACCCUCUUCCUUUUUACCCCACUAUCGAUUUACCUUGUGAGGUCCAAGAGUGUCAAAUUUUUCCUCAUAGCUACUAACACGGUUAGGCUCAUUGUAUGGGGUUUCUGCGUCCCUUGCCUCUACACCCUCUUCCGUGAUGAAAUUAAAAAGUACUAUGUGAAUCGCUUCUACGAAUUCCUCUUCACUCUCCUCCUUCUGGUUGAUAAUAUACAAGUCAACAUCUCCAAUUUAAUCGACAUCGAUAAUAAUGGAAUUGAUUUUCUUUCGAAGAAAUAUAAUUUGAAGAUUAAUGAAAGAGCUAAAAGAAAAUUCCUCAUCCUUCACCAGUUCUUUUUCGACGCAUCCGUUAUUUUGGUGAACCCCUUAAUUAUAUUUGUUAUGUACUUGUUCAGUAAUUUCUUCAGCGACUCCUACCUGAGGGAUGUCUUCAUUUAUCUCUCUUCAUUAAUCUUCGCUGUCAUCACGAUUAUUUCCUUAGUCGUUUACACCAUGGGCUUGGAAGAAGCUGAAAAUACACUCAAGCGCACGUCCCGCAAGCGACAUUCUUCUUGCUUAGAAUCACAAGCCACAGCGGAUGAAAGUGUACACAAUAUGGUUGAAGCGGGUAACUACGACAGAAAUGGAAUGGAUAAUCAUGAGGAUGAGGAGGAAGAUCAUGAUAUGGGUACCAUGAAGCGACAUGCAAAUCGUUCUACACAUAGAAGAGAAGAAGAAGAAAAUGAUCAACAGCGUGAUAACGAAGAUGAAUUUGAAAAGUACUACGCUAGACAUAGCAACAAGGAAGAAAAAACUUUAACAUACAGCACCUAUCCCAAUAUAUACAAUGACCACACGAAGAAAUACCUGACCGAACGUUCUAACAUUGAAUAUGAUGAGCACACUGGGUUCGAUCAAAUGUCCUUGAAGAGCCACUACAGAAAGCAGUUUAACGAAAUGGUUGAUAAUGUCCUUCGUAUUAAAAAUGACAACACGCUGCGCUUUUACAUAUGCUCUCUCUCUUUCCUCAACAGUGUGGAAGACAUUAUGAUCCUCAUGCUCAUCCCUCUAACGUCCAUCUACGUGUGCGAGUUCUUCUACAUUACUAAUAUUUUCGUGCAGCUGCUCAUCGCCGUCAUCCUGAUUUCCCUGACCAAGUGCUUCGAGAAUAUUUCUUACUACUCCAACAAGAAGAACAUCAUCGCCCUCAAGGACAUUUUCAUCGGAAUCAUCCUGUCCGGAGCAUCCCUCCUGUUCUUCUUCUUCCCUUUCCUGAUGAUCAACCACCUGAACAUUUACAGCUUUUUAAUCUUCUACAUUUUCUGCUGCCUGUUCUACUUUUUCUUUUCGACCAACUUGAAGACAACGAUCUCCCGAAACCUCCAGAAGUACGUGCGGGAGUCCAAGUCGGACAUCUACAACUUCGUGGGGCUGUUCAUGUCCUUCGUGAAUCUCGUGUUUGUGAUUCUCACCAUCUUCUUCCUCGCGGUGAUGGACAACUUUGUCAUUACCUACGUGAUGAUUUGCUUCUUUCUGAUCCUCCUCCUGGGCCUGCUCUACGGCUGGGCCACCACCACGCUCAAGGACUCCAAUUAG
Plasmodium fragile is the source of this 2553-nucleotide messenger RNA. RefSeq lists its product as uncharacterized. The record is from RefSeq and is a predicted model, not a curated record. The transcript is spliced from 3 exons. Lineage: Eukaryota; Apicomplexa; Aconoidasida; Haemosporida; Plasmodiidae. The coding region runs from base 1 to 2553 and encodes 850 amino acids.